AUGGGAUCUGUACCACUAGAGCUUGAUACAGAGCUUCCGCCAGGAGCAUGGGACAGCCACGUCCACGUCGUCGACGAGUCUACGCAAGGGGUCGCCCACAGCUGUAUCGUUGCCUUUUCGGUUUACAAGAACGACAACUCGUCAAUAUUAGAUGCACUCCUACGCUUGGGAGGCAGAGGCAGGGCGGUGGCCUGCAUCGAUCCGGAGACCGUGACAGAAGAAGAACUCCGUCAACUACACGAGGCCGGAGUUCGUGGAGUCCGAAUCAACCUAAAGACAACAUGUACAAGAAUUGAUACGAAUGAUCUCGCUGAGCUAUUGCAGAAAUAUGCGCGCCGUAUCAGACCGUACAACUGGGCGAUCCAGUUGUUUGUGGCGCUCGAUCAGGUUCCGCAGCUGGUGGAUAUCGUGCCCAAGAUAGGCUUGCCGGUCAUUCUCGACCAUAUUGCAGACCCGAAUCCUUCCAAAGGUCUCGUGCAGAAGCAGGAGGGAUACGAAGAGUUCAUGGGCUUGCUCAGGUCAGGUCUAGUGUGGACGAAACUGAGUGGAACCUAUAGAUUCGAGGGCGUGCCUGGCCUGGAUGAGUAUGUCAUCAGCAUACUGCAGACUGCUCCAGACAGGGUGGUGUGGGCAAGCGAUUGGCCUCACAGUGGCGGCGUAUCUGCCAACCCUGGAGGAGAUAGAAACAAAAUGCAGGACUACAGACAGAUAGACGACCAAGCUUGGAUUGCCAGGUGCAAAGCUUGGUGCCAGAAAGCUUCGACAAACGGAGAGGACCUGGUUAGGAAAAUCUGGGUGGACAACCCUAGGAAGCUGUGGCAGUACGGUGCCGAUGACUAG
Molecule: messenger RNA, 840 nt
Organism: Thyridium curvatum
Lineage: Eukaryota; Fungi; Ascomycota; Sordariomycetes; Thyridiales; Thyridiaceae
Exons: 2
Coding region: 1-840 (279 amino acids)
Molecular function (GO): hydrolase activity
Source: RefSeq, a predicted model, not a curated record